AUGCCAUCAGGUGUUAUCUUUAUCAUUUAUAUCCCAUCAAGCAAUUAUGAACAUAUCCUUAAAUUUGGUAAACCAAAAGAAUUGCUACCAUUAGAUCCGCUGCUUGAAAAUUGUCAUUUAGAGGUGGAAUUGCGUAAUAAGAAAGCGAGAAGCAUUCCAAUACAUUUGACGCAGAAUUUUUAUAGCGAAAACUAUAAUCCUAUAUUGGAAAAUAUAAAUGAAGAUGACGAAUUCAUUACAAUGGAGAGUAUUUUGCAAGAAUUAUUACGCAAAUUAAACGUGGAGCACGUUGUGUGGACGAACGACAAAUUGGGCAAUUAUCACGAGGUGGUAUUUCCCCUAGCCACGGGAGACACGUGCGAAACCAUGCUCCAUUGCUUAACACAACUAGGGAUCGGCGUUCGCAACAAGUCCAUUGUCAGUGUUCUACCUUGUAAUGUAGUACAUGCAGCUUGUGAUUAUCCUGAUGAUGAUGAUGAUGAUGCACUCCUAAAGAAAAGUGAGGAAGCGAAACGAUGGCGAAGUUUUGUUGAAUCAAUUAGGUCAAAACUGACAGUGAAGCAAGUUGUCGACGGCGUCCGAGGCGGCGGGGAACUCUCGUUUGACUAUCUUACUCUAAUAAUAACAGCUGAUUCUCUGGCAGCAUUAGGCUUAGUGGAAAACAAUGCAUCAAAUAUUGUGGCAGCCAUGCUGGUAUCACCUCUCAUGGGACCCGUCAUGUCCAUCACAUUCGGAACCAUUAUAUCCGAUAGAAGUCUAGUCCGAAGCGGCUUUGAGAGCCUUAUUCUGGGGAUGCUCUUCUCUUUAUUAUUUGGCUUCAUAUUUGGACUUAUUUUGGGUACUACGGAAAUGCCUUGGGGCUUUGGUGACUGGCCCACUGAAGAAAUGAAAUCACGAGGUAACGUUCGCUCUUUAUGGAUGGGUGUGCUUUGGGCUCUGACCUCCGGAACGGGCGUGGCGCUCGCCCUACUGCAGGGCAGUGCAGGUCCACUGAUAGGCAUCGCCAUAUCUGCCUCGUUGUUACCGCCCGUUGUGAAUUGCGGCUUAUUCUGGGCAUUGGCGUGUAUAUGGUUGUUGUAUCCAGGCGUGAAAAUACCCCACAUCAAAGGAGAGCCGUAUUACGGUAAUUCGUCUUACGUGCCGCUCUACCAUGACUAUAUGCCUAUAGAGUUCGCUGUGAAUGGUAUUGUUAGCUGCUGUUUAACAAUCGUAAAUGUAAUAUGUAUAUUUAUCACGGCGAUCAUUUUCCUGAAAAUAAAAGAAGUAGCUGCGCCAUACACCUCCACGCCGGAUUUGAGAAGGUUCUGGGAAAAGGACAUUAAGGUGGUGAGAGAAGCAAAUCGUGCUAAUUUGUAUAAAGCUGAAGACGACGAAAGAACUGAACUGGUCUUAGAAGAUUUACAUCAAGAAAACGGUGAGGGGCUAAACGAAAAGUUAGAAGCGGCCGUUCAAGAAGCACUUGACGAUGAGACUUAUAGAAAAGUUAAGAGAAUGAGCUAUCAGAGCCAUAACGCCGACGAGGUAAUUCGUACAAUUGGACUUCAGCGGUCACCUCCAUCGAUCCGCUCGAGUAUAAUUGGACCUGGCGCGGCCACACCUCGUGGUGAAGGAUCAAAUAUUAACGAUAUCGCUGCAUUAGAUAAACUGCUGACAUCGUUACUCGGCUUACAAAAUAAACGGACUAGGUCAUUUCGAUCUCAUAUCGGAACACCAAGAGCAAGCCGUUUACCAACUUUGGAAGAAUCAGGAAGAAACAGACGGUCAGAAUCGUGGCCCGACAGAAUAUUCGAAGAUUCUGUAAUACGGAAUGUUAUAAACAAUUUGAAAACUAGCAAGAGGAAUUCUGCAGUUGAUGAACCUUUCUUAACGCCCAAA
Brenthis ino (lesser marbled fritillary) is the source of this 1875-nucleotide messenger RNA. Lineage: Eukaryota; Metazoa; Arthropoda; Insecta; Lepidoptera; Nymphalidae. The record is from the annotation of a GenBank genome assembly.